Emiliania huxleyi CCMP1516 is the source of this 1434-nucleotide messenger RNA. RefSeq lists its product as hypothetical. Bases 1 to 1434 code for a protein of 477 amino acids. The record is from RefSeq and is a predicted model, not a curated record. The transcript has 4 exons. NCBI's taxonomy places the organism in Eukaryota, Haptophyta, Isochrysidales, Noelaerhabdaceae. Gene Ontology annotation, molecular function: protein binding.
AUGGAGGAGCCCGCGGAGGAUCUCGUGCUGGCCCUUCAGGGCGAGAAUGCGGACGAUCUGAGCCGGCUGGCGUCGUUGCAGAAGAUCGAGGGCUUACUCGACGAGGCGGCCGGCCCAGACGCGGAGCACCUCUGUGCGCUGCUGCGAGCGGCUGGCCUAGUCGAUUCCCUCGUCCAAAUAGUGUCACUGGAGUCGCAGCACGCGGCGCUGCAGCAAUCGGCGCUGCUCAUUAUCGGCAACAUGUGCUCGGACGAGGUGGAUUCGAAUGCCGCGCUGACCAAGGCCGAGCUCAAGGCGUGCCAUGGCUUUGAGGAGCUGCUGUCGCACCUCUUCUCUCCAGACCCCAUUGUGCAGGCCUACGCUCUGGGCGCGGUGCAAAAUACGUGCCGCGAAAGCGACUACCUCGGGGUGCUGUGGACGCUCGACCUCCUGCCUCGCAUCGAAGAGCUUGCAGUCUCGACUGAACCUCAUGUCAUGCAGUUUGCCAACGGAGUGCUCGGAAAUAUUGACCACCUCAUGAUGGAGGAGGAGGCCAUCACGGCGAUUGCGGGUGCCGAACGACAACGCAAGGCACUCCCGUACACGCCGUCCCCGGGGGCACUUGCUCGCGUUGCUACUGCGGCAGAGCUUUUGGGCGGUGCUGCGAGCGAGGCGGUGGUGGCAGCUGCGGCACGGAGCGCCUUGGCUCGGCAGCAGGCUGCGAAGCGGCAGGCCGCGAAGGAGGAAGCCGUCCGCUGGGCUGCGUCAAAGAAUCGGCGACUUCGGCUGCUGCUUCGCAACUUGGCUGAGGAGGAGGCUGCGUGGCAAGAGGCAGCGGCGGCGCAAGAGGCAAAGAAGGCAGCGGAGCUCGAGCUAAGAAAGGCGGCGUGGGAGGCGGCCGAGAGGAGGAAGGCUGCUGAGGAGGAGGCGGUGCGUAAGGCCGAGCAUGAGGCUGCCACCGCUGCAGCUGCCAAGGUGGCCGAGGAGGAGGCUCUUGCUUCCCGCACGAUGCUGCCCAACGCCUACAUGGCGGCGCUCGCCGAGGCCACCGCUGCCGCCGAGCUGGCAGAGCAGGCAAUCAUUGAGGCGGAGCGUGCAGAGAGGCAGUCAGUCGACGCGGCUGCCGCGGCGGAGAUGGCCGAAGAGGCUGCCAGGCUAGCGAUGGAGGAGACGGAACGGGCUCGCUUGGCCGCCAUCGCACAGGCUGAAGUCCAAGCUGAGGCAGCGAGGCGAGCCGCCAUUGCGCAAGCGGAGGCAGAAGCCGAGGGCGAGGGAGAAGCCGAGGCAAACGCGGAAGCAGCGAUGGAGGUUUCGCGACGUGAGCUGCGGCUUCGAACGCACCGUGCUGAGCAUGGGGCAUCGCUCGAGGAGAAGACAAUCGAGGCGAGGCGCCAGCGCUACCCCAUCUCAACAAUGGACCGGUCAGUCCCGCACGGUGAACGCAAUGUGAGGUAG